GCAAGGUAGUGGGAGAGAACCUGCUGCCAAGGAGGGCUGCGUUGUCCAUCUCCAGAGAGCCAAACUUUCUGGCCCCUCCUAUCACCCUGCUAGGCACCAAACCUGAGAUCUUUUCAUGGUGCCUGAAGAAGACCAGAAAUCCAAGACCUCCUUUUCACUCACAUUUAUUGCCUUGGCUGUGCUACACCUUUGUUUUUCUGUUUGAGUUCUCAGAUAUUGCCAGGCAGUUCACAAAUCUCUGCAUCUUCUCAGCAAGCAACUGGCAGCAGGAAUUGGUGAAGAACGACAUUUUCUGCUUUACUAGAUAUCUCUACUGAUGUGAAAACAAGCAAAACCUUACUUACCAGAAAGAGGAUGGAGAAUCCACUCAAGAAAGUUACCAGUGAGCAGUCCGAAGAGAAGAGGAGAUCCAAAGACAUCAGUGAGGAGAUUGAGGAGAUCAAAUCUCAAGAUCCAUACCUGCAGGGUGAAGAAGGCAGUAAAUCCCCAUUUGAGCAAGCUGAAGACAGCAUUUCUGAAGACCUACACAAACAGAGUAGGGGUUGGACUGAGACACUCCUGGAAACAUCAGAGCAACCAACCCAAGAAGAAAGAGAAUGGUCCCACACCCAACCUUCUAGUUUCUGGGAAAAGAGCACAGCAAAGUUGAAGGAUGAACUGUCCACCUUACUUGCUACUGAGCCAGACUUAUCCACUCACUUCGACACACUCAGUUUAGAUAGCAAUGUUCAAGACCUAGAGGAAACAGAUUGGACCGAACCACAACCAGAGACACCACGGGUGCAGUUUGGGUAUGAAGAGGUUCCUUACUCAUUGUGGAAGAAGACCAAAAGAAAAGGGAGAGAUGAAAUUCCCAGCUGUCCUAUGACAGAGCGCAAGCUUGGCUUCCAUGACUCCUGCUGCUCUAGUGCCUUUGACCGGAUGAUCCAGCAUAGUCCUGUCAGUCUUCCCAAAUCACCACAUAGCAGGCGCUUCUCCCAGAAACAUCCGGCCCAGAAGUUCAAGAGAAGUGAGGUCUGUUUCUCCUUUGAGCAGUUGCCGAAACAGAGACUUCCCGUGAGUGCAACAAAGAAGAAAGAGUGCAAGGGAUUCGCUAAGACUCAGCCACCCAGGAUGGCCUCAACUCACUUCCAUAUAAGUAAUGGCAGGAAGAGUAAAGCUUUGUACAGUCUCUACACAACCUUCUGCGAUGAAGAUGAAUUUGACCCACAUCUUUCUGAGGGAGCAAAAGGAAUCUCCAGAGCUUGCACCAUUUUUAGUGCCAUCAAAGAAGGAAGGAUUAAUGUCAACCACCUCCUCCUCACCUUGCACACACUGGGAAUCCUUCUGGCUGCUCCUGAGAUGCAGAAGGCACUCAGGUGCAUUCCUGUGGAUGCGCAUGGCAAUCUGGACUUUGCUGACUUCCUGGACAUUGUGAAUAAUGUCUUGCCCUACACUGAAUCUGAGGCUCUCCAGAAUGCUCAGCAGGUUUUCAGAAAGAUCAACAAAGACAUGGUGAACAUUGAGGAUCUGCAUCCAGUUUUGUCAUCUUUAGGGGUUACCAUGAGCUCGAAGAUUGUACAACAGGCAUUGGGAUGCACUCAGGUUACCUGGGAUGGGAAGCUGAACAUUUCAGAGUUUUUGUCAGCUGUGGCAGGUCCUUUAGGAUACCAAAAGGAAGUGGAUGAAUAUAUCUCUUCCGAAAGGGGACCUUUUCUGGAUAUUGCUAAUUUGUGCGAUUUAAACUCUCUGUGGCAGAAAAAAAUGCUCGAAAAAGAGCUACCACCUGACCGUGAUGACCUGAUUACAUUCUAUGAUCCAGAUGAAGUGAUUGAUCUUGCCGAACUACAAAGGGAAACACCUGUACCCAAGAAAUCUGUUGGCCUGAAACAACCCAGAAUCACAUAUCCUGUACAUCCCAUAGAAGAGAAGGACAAAGGCCAACAAAACAUUGUGUGGCCAAAGAUCCAACCAAGCUUUUGUUAUAGCAGUCAGAAUACUCUCUUUCCAUUAAUCUCCUCUUUACCUUUAAAAAAAGCAGGUAAUGUCCAGAAGCAAAAGACAAAAGGAUUUUCACUGACUCAUGGUCCAAAUGGUUCUCCUGCUCCUAUCUCAGUUGUCCAGAGUGCCAACCAUGAAGCUAUCAAGAAGCAGAAGAAAAAGAAGUCAUUGUCCUUCCAAAUGAAUCUCCCAAGGAGGUAUGACUCAGAAGAUAACAAAUCCCAAGAACCAAAUUCCAGAAAACCUGGAAGUGAAGAGAAAGGUCAAUCAGACCAGAAAGCUUUACAGGAUGCUUUCGAUGUCAUCCACAUGCUUGCUGGAGACAGUGUCAAAGACCAUGAAUUGUGGUCCAUCCUGAAGAAACUGGGAGUGAAUUUGAAUAACAUGGAGUUCCAGGACCUGCUGAAGAAGACAAAUGUGGAAAAAGGCGGCAUAGUGAACUUCAACAGCUUCAUGGUUGCCUUGGGGAAAACACAGAUCUUCACUGAACUUGCAAUGCUGAAGAAUGCCAUUCAAGCCAUUGAGAAGAUUGAAGGAGACAAGAUGAUUGUGCAUGAUCUGCCUUUCUUUGUGAGAAACAUGGGGAUCCGCAUGUCUGACCAGGAGUUUGAGCAAGCCCUAAAACAGGUCCCUAUAGAUGGUAGUGGUAAAGUAAUUGUGAAGGACUUCAUUAAAGUUCUUAUUGAUAUUCCGCAUUUCUCAGAACUGUCAGUGCUGAAAGAUGCAAUUAAAGCUGUCAGCAAUAUUGAAGGAAACAAGGUUUCUCUGAACGACCUCAAACCCACCCUCAGGAACAUGGGCAUCCGUUUAUACCCGCAGGAAUACGAGGAGCUAAUUCAGACAACUCCCACUGACAAGGAAGGGAAUGUUGACAUUGAGCAAGUGAAAAAGAAGAUAGCCAAAAUAGAGCGUUUUUCAGAAAUGGAAGUUCUGAACAACACCAUCAAGGCCUUUGGUCAGUUUGAAGAUGGGAAAGUAAAGGUUUCAGACAUAGAUGAAUGCCUUAGCAAUAUUGGGGUCCAUCUAACCCCAACAGAAUUAGCACAGGCCAAAAAAUCUCUGAAUGUUUCUGCUGAUGGGACUUUAAAUGUCAUUGAAAUGAUUUCAAUUAUGAAAGGAACCAACAAGUUCAAAACUUAUUCAGCUGUACUGGAGGCCAUCCUUGCUCUCAAGUUCAUCAAAGAAUACAAGAAUAUGGAAUCAAAACGUAUGAGAAGGAGACUGAAUACCUUUGGCCUGCAAAUGGCAAAUGAGGUGAUCUCCCAGGUACUGACUUCAGCACACAUGACUGAAGCUGGGCAAGCAAAAUUCAAUGACUUCUUGAGAACUCUGAUAAGGAGCCGACAGUUUAAAACAUCCUCAGCCUUAGCAGAUGGCUUUAAAACACUUGCCAAAUUAAAAAAUGGAAGGAUCGGUGUUGAGGAUUUACAAAUAAUUAUGAAGAGCUUCAACAUGAUCUUGUCCUCCAAAGAUUUAUCAGAGGCUUUGGCCUUUUGUAGUGUUGAUGACGACAAGACAGUAGAUCUGAAGGACUUUCUCAGGGGGGUGACUUAUACUGGUACUUUUAUUACUAAUCCAGAACUACAGCUGACAUGUAUAGCUCUGAGCAAACUCCAAGGGGACCAGUUAGACCUCUAUGCUCUUGAGUCUACCCUGAGCAGCAUGGAUCUUCCAGAGGCGAAUGAGUUACUGCAGGAAGUGAUGAAGACAGCCCAGGUUGAUGGUCAUGGCAAGAUGAAUUUUAGAGAAUUCAUGAGAAUUGUUGUUGUCGUACCAGAGCUCCCAAAAGCUAUUGUGCUGAAGGAUACUUUCAAUGCUAUGAGUGAUAUCAAAGACCACCAAAUCCACACGGAUGAGCUACCAAAAACAUUGAUUGCUAUGGGUAUCAAUUUGAUGCCAGAGGAGCUCGAACAACUGAAGGACUCGAUUACAGUCUCAGGAGAUGGAACAGUGGGUUUUAAAGACGUCAUGAUGGCUAUGACUGGCGUCCAGUCUUUUGCAGAAUUUCAUGCUUUACAGAAUGCUUUCGAUGUGAUGAACAAGACUUGCAAAGAGAAGAUUAAAAAAGAAGACUUACCACUCAUUCUGGAAAGCUUGGGGAUCCAACUCUCCCCUGAAGAACUUCAGGCAACUCUGUCAUUAGUUUCUAUUGAUGAAUCUGGGAAACUGGAUGGGACAGAAGUCUUGACAAUUUUGUCCAGUGCUCCACGCUUUUCUAAACUCAGAGCACUUCAAAAUGCCACAAAAGCUGUUGAAAACAUAAAAACUGAGAAGAUGACUGUUAAAGAGCUGGAGAAAACUCUGCAGAGUAUGGGAGUGCACUUACCUAAUAAAGUUUUCAAUGAAGUAAUCAAAGCAGCCAAAACUGAUGCAAGUGGAAAAAUCGAUUUCAAAGAAUUUUUGUUAGCACUGGGUGAAACUGAGGAUUUUGCUGAACUCGAAGUUUUGCAGCGUGGCAUCAAGACCAUUGGUGCAACAUGUGACAGCCAGCUGCAUACUGAUAAACUGCUCACUGCUCUGGAUAAUUUGGGGAUCCAUUUGUCAGAUGAAGAAUUCCAGGAAGUUCUAAAUACUAUUGAUGUAGAUGAUGAUGGAACAAUAAACCUGAAAGACUUUCUAAUGACUCUCUCCAAAAUGCCACGCUUCACAGAUGCUGUGGAACUUCACUCUAAUAUCCAUGCCUUCACCAAGCUCAAGGGUGAAAAAGUUGAUGUUGAAGAACUAGAGUCCAUGUUGCAUUGUUUGGGUAUAUAUUUGAAUACAAUGGAGUUCCAGAAGGCCUUGGAGUGCACCUCUAUAGAUGAAAAUGGAAAAGUGACUUUCAAGGAAUUUCUGGUCAAUGUGAUGGAUAAUGAACGCUUCUCAGAAUUCUCAGCUGUUCAUGAUGUCUACAAUCUCGUCAACGUAAUAGAUAAUGAUAAAUUUGAGGUUUCUCAGCUGAAUGAUGUGCUGACUGCCAUUGGCAUCACAUUGUCCAAGGAGGAAAUGAAGGAGGUGCAAAAAAAGAUACCAGUGGACCAUGAUGGAAAGGUGACCCUGAAAGAUUUCAUGAAAAUUUUGCCCCGAACAAGACGAUUCUCCACAGCUGUAGAAAUGGAAGAAGCCAUGCAAACAAUGAACAGCAUCAAAGAAGACAAGGCAAACAUUGAAGAACUGGAGUCUAUCACACGGAGAAUGGAUCUCCAUUUGUCUCCAGAUGAAAUCCAGCAGGCGUUGAAGUAUGUCUCCAAGAAUGAUGAUGACACAGUAAGUGUGAAAGACUUCAUGUUUGGCUUGACAAACACCCAACGCUUUUCCAAACCUGAAAGUGGCCAAAGUGAUACAGUUGCUGUGGAUGAUGUCAGUUCCCUUUUGUCCAAUAUGGGGAUCUACCUAACCAAAGAGCAGCUCCAAGACACUUUGAAACGUGUGAAGGUGGAUGAAAAUGGGAAGGUGAACAUGACUGAACUGAUAGAAAGUGUGAAGAAAACCCAGUCUGAAGCUGGAAUGGAAAGGGUGCAUGUACACGACCUGGAUGCUGUUCUGGCCAAGAUGAGCAUUCACCUAACCAACAGUGAAAUCCAAGAAGCUUUGAAAUAUGCAUAUGUAGAUGAGGAUGGCAGAGUUAACCUAAAUGACUUCAUGAAUGCGGUGAGGAGGACUGUUCGGCUAAUACUAGGUGCAGAAGGGAAAGCUAUUGAGAUUGGUGACUCAGCUCUAACCAAGAUGGGCAUCCAAGUAACAGAAGAGGAAAUGCAGGAAGCUUUGAAACAUGUCAUUAUUGAUAUUGAUGGCAGAGUGAAUUUGAAGGAUGUAUUGGAGAGUAUUUUGCUCAUGGAAAGACCUUCAAAGCAUGAACGAGAUAAAGUCAGUAUAAAGGACUUGGACAAUGUCAUGGCCAACAUAGGCAUCCAUCUUACAGAAGAAGAACUCAAAGAAGUAUUAAAAAAUACAACAGUGGAUGCUGAAGGAAAGGUGAAUCUAGGGGAAGUGAUAAAGUGGGUGAGAACAGUUCAACUGCGCCCUCCCUCCUACACAGAAUCUGGUGCCUGUAGGAGACUGCUAGAAGACAUGCGGGAUGCUAAUGGGAAGAUGAGCUCAGAUGAUUCCAAAGAAAAGAUCACUGUGGAGAAGCUCCCUACGAUAAUGGUAGAUGGAUGGACAAAAGAAAAAAGGGUUGAUAUCGACAGCUUAGAUGCAAUCUUGGAUGAACUAGGGAUCCAUUUAACCAACAAGCAGCUGUAUGAGGCACUGAAAUAUUCUCCAAUGGACGUUGAUGGGAAAGUGGAAUUGGAACCAUUCAUGAGAGGUGUCAAAGACAUCUUGAGAAAUCAAAAAACUGGUAAAACUGUGGAAAUCAGCACCUUGGAGUCUGUCUUGGCUGAUAUGGGGCUUUUCCUAACUCAGGAUGAGGUACAGCAGGCUCUCGGUCAGACAACAGUGAAUAAGGAUGGGAAUGUGGAUUUGAAAGACUUCAUGUGGGCUAUCCAGAGUAUCCCCAGUAUGCAAGACAAACAAGUGCAAGUUGAUAACUUGGAUGCUGUACUGGGUGGCAUGGGGAUCUACCUAAACCAAGAAGAACUGCAGGAUGCACUGAAGCUGACAAAGCAUUAUGAGAAUGAGAUGGUGAAUUUGAAAGAUUUCAUCAGGGCUUGCAAUGCCACACUAACCCUCUCCGGCAUUGAUGGAUACCCAAGAAAAAUGCCAGGUGCAAAGUCUCUGAAGUUGCCUAAGGUUGUAGAAAAACACAACCGUCCCCUAAUUCCUGGCAGAAUGAUCUCUUCUGUGACUCUUUCUGAGGUGGCCUCAUUAAAAGGAGUUAAAGAUCUAACUAAGCCAGAGCUGGAAGCAUUCCGUGAUGCUUAUGAUACCUUCAGCAAGGAUAUAGAUGGCAAUAUUGAUCUAUUAGCUCUAGAGGACACAGCCCACAAAUUGGGAAUCAACUUAACUGCGGAAGAAGUUUUUGAUGAGCUAGUAUAUGCUGACACAGAUGGAGAUGGAAAGGUGAAUUUCACAGAUUUUCUUAAUACUAUCACAGACAGCAAGCACUUCAUUCAAGCUGUGGCCCCUAAAAACGGUAAUAUAGAGUCUGUUGAUACCCGAGGGAUUUUGUUGUUUGAGAUCUUAUCAAGGCUAGUGGAGAUGUCUAUGUUGUCAAGGAAAACCACUGUGAAUAUUGUCAGCUAUUAUCGGAAAAAAUUCAUGGAGGCUACUGGCAAGAAAGCUUGGCGGGCUGAUAGCAUUGAUGAGGACAUACAGAAAAGACGCUAUCUGAAGAAACGCCCUAUGCAUAAAACCCGCUCCAGCCCCCUGUCUGCCUUUGCUGGUGCUGCCCGCAUUUGUGUCAUGAAUGACCAAGAGUUGCGAGAUUACACAGAACGUCUCAGAGCAACCAUCAAAAUGUCUGAGAGCCCCUAUGCUCAGGUGCCCAUUUUUCCUUUGAUUCCCAACCGGGACAACUUGCUGAAAGGUAGGCCAAAGAAAGAUCUCCAGAAGCUGGAAGCACAGCGAAGGAUGGAACCCGUUGCAUCGUUUGAGGACCAUUUUUUUCAUAAGAAAAAGUGGCUAAAACAGGAGGCUAAACUCUCCAAGGACAAUAAGCCCGCACUUACUCUCGCACCAAAACUGAAACAAAGACGGGAACAUUUCACGAUGGACAACCUAGCUGAAAUCCGACGCGAAGUGCAGAAAGCAACUACUGCUUACCGAAGGGCCAUUGCUCUCCAGGAGCGAAAAAAAUCACUCAAGCUCUGGCGGAGAUUGCGUGGAGGAGAGAUUGGCCUGGAGUCAGGCAACUCUGCCUUUUACCAGAUCUUCUCCACAUAUUCCUGGUCCUGGAACGUCUGUCAGGAAUUGCUGACACCGCGAGAACUUCAAGAGUAUGAUAACAAACUGUAUCAUCGUCGUUCCUCUCGAUCAUCCACUUCUGCAGAUAAACGGUCCAGUCUGAGUAGGAGGCAAAAUGGAAGUCAGAAAUAACUCUAGAUCUUGCUGGCCAGAGCAUCUUCCACCAUUUUUGUGAGGUGUUCCACAGAACAGUCUCGGGCUGGUAUCCGUGCCACCAUUCCUGCAAUAGGACAUUCGGGGUUUCACCUUUGUAUACUGGCUAAUACAGUGAAUAGUUAAGAUAUAAGAGGCAAGCCCAC
Molecule: messenger RNA, 8105 nt
Organism: Anolis carolinensis (green anole)
Lineage: Eukaryota; Metazoa; Chordata; Lepidosauria; Squamata; Anolidae
Gene: efcab13
Product: EF-hand calcium binding domain 13
Exons: 65
Coding region: 355-7938 (2527 amino acids)
Molecular function (GO): calcium ion binding
Source: RefSeq, a predicted model, not a curated record